This is a messenger RNA of Macrobrachium nipponense, 3460 nucleotides long. Its product is annotated as dynamin-binding protein-like. Gene Ontology annotation, cellular component: cytoplasm. The transcript has 17 exons. The coding region runs from base 318 to 2954 and encodes 878 amino acids. NCBI's taxonomy places the organism in Eukaryota, Metazoa, Arthropoda, Malacostraca, Decapoda, Palaemonidae. Gene Ontology annotation, molecular function: protein binding; guanyl-nucleotide exchange factor activity. The record is from RefSeq and is a predicted model, not a curated record. Gene Ontology annotation, biological process: intracellular signal transduction.
GUUUCUCGAGACAGGAGGGACACAAGUGAGGAGGGGGAGGGCGUCCAGGGGACGAACACUUGUUCUCUUGAUCAUACCAACUGUGUUAUGUGCAGUGUGGCAGUUAUCCCUCAACCGUGAGUUAUAACAGACGUUGUCAUAGUGUAAAGCGAGGAUUUUGCAGAUACAAUUCACGUUUGAUUCAGCUUCAUCCCGCGACUUCGAGGCGUUCGUAGGAUUAUAGAAUUUUAAGAGCCGCCUUCGUCCACCGCUACCACCUCCCGACAACCUUCCUUUUUGUUUUUAAUGUGGAAACAAGAGGGGGAGCAAGGAAAGGCAUGAGUCAUCGUCGAAGUGAAAUAGUCACACCUGAUGGUGAUGGAAUUGGCUGUGAUGAAGUCUCAGAAGAUUCAGAUUUUUCUGACUUUGAAUCUGAUGAAUUUGAUGAUGAAGGUGGUGUCUCUGAUGCUUUUCAAUGCGGGUUACAACUUCCCACAAAUCUUCCAGGUCAUCGGGGAGAAAGAGUUCGAGAACUGGUGGCGACAGAGCUCGAGUAUGUUCAUGACUUAGAGCUCCUUACUGAAUUGACCACUGGUGAUACAGCAAGGGACAAGUACAAUGUUCUUGACAUGAAGGUCUUAUUGGGCAACAUGGCUGAGGUAAUCGAUGUUGCUAGGAGAUUUUUACAGGAGCUAAAAGAUGUAGCCCAUCAGAAAGAGGAGGAGAUGGUAAUAGGGAAAAUUUUUCUACAGUUUGUUGAUGAGCUUUCUGAAGUUUAUAAAGUGUACUGCUCCUCAUACAAUGUGGAUGUAUUGCCCUUGCUGAAAAAGUAUGAAAGUGAGGAAACCACAUCUGUUGCCCUAAAACUGCUUGCUGAGGAGUUGAAGCUUCAUAAACAACAUUUACUUGACUUGAAUUAUGUUCUUAUCAAACCAGUCCAAAGGAUUUUGAAGUAUCCUUUAUAUCUGUAUGAAUUAGUCCAAGCAACUCCAGAGAACCAUAAAGACUUCAGUGAAUUAGAGGAUGCCAAGAAAUCAUUUCUGGUUGCUGCAAAAGAUAUAAAUGAGUACACACGAGCUAUGGAUUUAGUGCAUAAAUAUCGUGAAGUUGAUCAUUCUGUUCAUGGGAAGAUGCGCCGUAUUAAUCUACAGUCCAUAGCUAGAAAGUCUGCCCGGGUGACAAGAAAACUAUCUCAGAGGUUUGGCAUGCCUCAUCAAGUGAAGACAAUGCAUUCAGAAGUGAAAGAACUAGGAAUCAAGUUUCGCAAUGUCCAAAAAGCAACAGAAAUUUUGGUGAGGAACGUAACAUCUUUGGUGGAAGCAGUGAGAAAUAGACAUUCUUCAGAGCUUGUCAUUGCUGAAUUGUUAGGGGACAUAUUUCCAGAAGCUGCAGAAGUUCUUAAAGUCAAAGCAGCUGUUAUGGAAUCAUGCAAUAGAGUUUUACAGCUGUUUGACAAUGAAGUACAACUAAGGGUAUUGCAUCCUGCUCGUCAAAUCUUAAUUCUUUGUGAAGGGCCAUCAAAUAUUAUACAGAAAACAAGAAACAUAAUGGUUGAUUAUGAUAUGGCGCAGCUUAAGCUUCAGGCAGCUCUGGAACCUUCCAGAAUUGCUAUGGUAAUUGAAGAGUCUGCUGGAAUUCGAAGUAAUUAUGAAGCUCUUACUAAGCAGUUGGUGGCUGAGCUGCCAGUGUUUAUUGAUCAUUGUGUUGCAGUUUUGACAUUGUGUACCCAAUCCCUAAUCAGUGCUCACAUGUACUUACAGGGGCAUCUUGCAAAGCUUUAUUUGCAGUUAACUCAGGAACCUGGACUAGGUUUCAUGACACCUGAAGAAGCUGAAAGUAAGGCAAAACGGAGGGUUGAAGAUCUCUUGCAAGCGCUUCCAAAUGCUUAUCAGAGGAAACAUAUACCAAAGAAGAAAGAGCCUGUAAAAAAACCUGAAAAAUCAGAGGAAGUUGAAAAGCAUGAUAAAUGUGAGGGUAGCCAUGGGGAACCAGCAAAAGUUAGUUCUUCAUCUGAAUUCUUCAAGAGUCUGCCCUCUAUACCCAGAGGUCGUUCACGAAGAAAUUUUCCUGUAAAUUCUGAACAGACAGUUGAUCAGAGCCAAAAGGAAUCUUGCCGCUCAAGUUCUCGAUAUGAAUAUUUUAAAAGCUGGUCACAUUCGCACAGGCUUCGCCACACAAAAUCCCUUUCUUCAGUGGUUGAGGGGAGUGAUCGUAAAACUGAAGUUAAGCCUUUAGAAGAACAGUACCCAAGGGAUGUUAUAUUCACAGCCAUUCAAGAACAUAAAUCUGAAGGAGAAAAUGAACUGACCCUUCACACUGGAGAUAAAGUUGCUGUUUUAAAAAAGAAAGACCCAAUGGGAGGGGAAGAGCGAUGGGUUGUUGAUAAUGGAGAGAAGAUUGGCAUGGUUAGAAAAGUAUGCUUACAGCAGGCAGAAGCUCACACAGAUGAAGGUGAAAGAUUAAAUGUUGAUUGUGAAAUAGGCCCCUCAUCAGUAAUUCAGUUUCUUACUAAUAGUCCAAAAGGCAUUUCCCACAAUUACACACACAAUGAGAACAAUUAUCAUGAGCCCUCUCAUACUCAAGUGCCUCCAACUUUACAGCAGCAACCUACCAAUCAAGUAGAAAAUGGUCCAUAUAUAUCUCACAACUACUCUAACCUUGAAGAGAAUUUUACUGAUUCUUCAGAGGAAUGGCGUGAAGAUGGUAGUGCAGAAGAAAGUAAUCAGCAUGUUGCUCAAGCUGUGCAAGGUCAAAAUACAGGGAUAGUACAGAUAGACAAUCAAACUUGUUCUGUCCCUUCUCAACAGUAUGUGGUUUUGUACAAUUUUACUGCUGCAGAUUCUUCCCAGUUGACUAUACAGAAAGGCCAAGUUGUUGUUGGUAUACAUACUGAAUAUGAAGAUUGGUGGUAUGUAAAAGAUGACUAUGGCUAUCAGGGAUAUGUCCCAGCCUCAUACCUCAUCCAGCAGAGGUGAUCACCAUGGCAUACAAAUUUCCUUUGCUUCAUCAUUCUAUAUUUACCCUUUCUUGAUAUUCUAACAAUUCAAAAAUUCCAAAUAUACAGCUUUCUCUUGAGGCAUUAGACGCUGCAAUAUUCUCACGGCUACUUUACGUACGACAUUUUCUGAUCUCAAAAUCUUUAAAGUACAUGUACUGACCUAUACUGUACCAAUACAGCAAACAAUUUCCUCAUUUCACAUAUAAAGCUGGAGUUAUGAAUACAUAGUUAUAAACUACUAAAUUUACCUUGAGGCUGUAGCAAAGGCUGUGAUGUAUGCCUGCGUCAUGUUGGCUAAGAAUCUGAAUGGUAACUUCCGAGUCAACAGCGUGUAAAGAAGAGGUAAUACAACAAAACCAUGGAUGAAAAUACCAAGAACGACCGUGCCAAAAUACAUUCCCAGUUGACCAAGCAUAACGCUGAAAUCCUCCAUCUCAAUCAUCAUGGAGGCUACCAAGAAGAGAAUACCAACGGGAGAGAUCC